CUAACUCCACAUCAGCAUCAUAGAGUUCAUACUGAGGAAAAAUACUACAAAUGAAAGCAUGUGACAGACCUCUAGCUGGAAGUCAUAAGUUGCUGAAUCUCAUCGUUAAUCAUACAGGAGCAAAACUGUAACACGUCAAUAAAGCGGCAGAGACUUUAAGUGGAAUUCAAUCCUUAUUUGUUGUCAAAAAUGUAGUCUUGCUUCAAGAUAUACAACGAUAAUGAAUGAGGAAAGACAUCUUAUUUUAGAAAUCAUCAUCAGAGUUCAGAGAAGAAAAGUAACUUAAAGGAUAGAACUACAUAGAAACAUAGAAACGUAUUUAAUUGAACAUCAAAUGUCCAAUACAUGUCACAGAAUUCACAGCAGAAAGUAGUAUGUGAUUUACUCACUUCAGAUACUGCCUCAGAAGGUAUAAUUCAAGCGGUAUCUUCACAUGGCAGCCUGAGCUUCCAGCCAGAGCCGUGCAAAGAAGCUUCAUUUCAAAACGUUUCAGUGGGUCGUUAUCAACAUAGCGUCCUUGAGAAGUUAAACUUAACAAUAAACUGGGAUCAUGAUUGUAACAGAUAUGUCCAAAUUGAGAGUACUGCCCAUAACAGUACUCUUACUGCCCAAGAUGUUGAGGGAUAUGAAACAUUUUGUAAAACCUUCCUUUUGAAGUCCACUCUUCCCUCAAUGCAGGGUGUGUGUGUAAGCAGGAGCUCCAAUCAACUGUUCAAACGUACAUAUGCAUGGAAAGAGAAUGUGGAAAAUCUGGAAUGUUACCUAGUCCAUGCUGAAAAUAAUGAUUUGAACAGUGUUGAAGAGAGGACUGGAUUGGCCUUUCAGUCAAAUAUUUCUAAACUUCAGAGAUUUAAAAAUGAAGAAACAACUGCUAGGUGGGGUCCAUUUGAGAAGUCCUUCACCGAGGACUCUACCCUUCAAAAUUAUCAGAACAUUUUCAAUGGAGACAGAGUUGCUCGAGGCAGUGAGUGUGAGAAAACGUUUGAUCCAGGCUCACAUGUUAAUAAAAAUCUGAGGACUCAUUUUCAAGAGAACCAUUUCAAACGUAUUAAGUGUGAGGAAUUCAUUGAUAGAAGAUCCAACGUUGUACAUCACAGUAUGCAUAUAAGGGAGAAUCCUAAUAAAGGUAACGAAUGUGAAAGAGAUUUUAACCAGUCCUACAGCAUGAGUGAUCAUCAGAGAAUUCAUGUGGGAAAGAAACCAUAUGGAUAUGAUAACCCUAGGAACGUGUCUAGUGAGUCAUCCAGAACACGUAUACGUAAGACAGUCUGUAGUGCAGAGAAACCUUACCAAUGUAUAGAAUGUGGCAAGGCCUUUCUCCACAAAACAGGCCUCAGUAGACAUCACAGAAUUCAUACUGGAGAGAAACGUUACAAAUGUAAAGAGUGUGGCAAAGCCUUUCAGAACAAAUCACACGUUAUCAACCAUGAGAGAAUUCAUACUGGAGAGACACCUUACCAAUGCAAAGAAUGCGGCAAGGCCUUUAAACAGCUCUCAAACCUUACUCAGCAUAUAAAUAGUCAUACUCGAGAGAAAAUAUAUAAAUGUAAGGAAUGUGGCAAGGCAUUUUCGUACAAAUCAUGCCUCACUACACAUCACAGAAUUCAUACUGGAGAGAAACCUUACAAAUGUAGAGAAUGUGGCAAGUCCUUUAACAGGUGCUCACACCUUACUCAGCAUAUGAAUACUCAUACUCGAGAGAAAAUGUAUAAAUGUAAAGAAUGUGGCAAGGCCUUUUUCCAAAAAACAAACCUCACUACACAUUACAGAAUUCAUACUGGAGAGAAACCUUACAAAUGUAAAGAAUGUGGCAAAGCCUUUCAUUCCAAAUCACACGUUAUCAUCCAUGAGAGAAUUCAUACUGGAGAGAAACCUUACAAAUGUAAAGAAUGUGGCAAAACCUUCAAACAGCUCUCAAACCUUACUCAGCAUAUGAAUACUCAUACUGGAGAGAAAAUGUAUAAAUGUAAGGAAUGUGGCAAGGCAUUUUCCUACAAAUCAAGCCUCACUAAGCAUCACAGAAUUCAUACUGGAGAGAAACCUUACAAAUGUAAAGAAUGUGGCAAGUCCUUUAACAAUUCCUCAAACCUUACUCAGCAUAUAAAUACUCAUACUGGAGAGAAAAAGUAUAAAUGUGAAAAAUGUGGCAAGGCCUUUUCCCACAAAACAAGCCUCACUACACAUCGCAGAAUUCAUACUGGAGAGAAACCUUACAAAUGUAAAGAAUGUGGCAAAGUCUUUCGGCACAAAUCAUACUUUAACAUCCAUGAGAGAAUUCACACUGGACAGGUACCAUACAAAUGUAAAGAAUGUGGCAAAAGCUUUAACCACCUCCCAGACCUUACUCAGCAUAUGAAUAGUCAUAGUCGAGAGAAAAUGUAUAAAUGUAAAGAAUGCAGCAAGGCCUUUUUCCACAAAACAAACCUCACUAGACAUCACAGAAUUCAUGCUGGUGAGAAACCUUAAAAAUGCAAAGAAUAUGAGAAGGCCUUUUUCCAGAGAUUAAAUUUUAACCAUCAUAGAAUUCAUAGUGGAUAGAAACCUUACAAAUGUAAAGAAUGCUUCUAGGCCUUUAACAGGCACUCAUGCCUUAGUUAACAUCACAGAAUUCAUACUGGAGAGAAACCUUACAAAUAUAAAGAAUGUGGCAAGUCCUUUAACCAGCAGUCACACCUUACUCAACAUCACAGAAUUCAUACUGGAGAAAAACCUUACAAAUGUAAAGAAUGUGCCAAGGCCUUUAAUGAGCUCCCAUACCUUACUGAGCAGAUAAAUACUCAUACUCAGGAGAAAAUGUAUAAAUGUAAAGAAUAUGGCAAGGCCUUUUCCCACAAAACAAACCUCACUACACAUCACAGAAUUCGUACUGGAGAGAAAUGUCUCCAAUGUAAAGAAUGUGGCAAAGCCUUUCAGCACAAAUCGUACCUUAACAUCCAUGAGAGAAGUCAUACUGGAGAGACACCUUACAAAUGUAAAGAAUGUAGCAAAACUUUAACCAGCUCCCAACUUACUCAGCAUAUAAAUACUCAUACUCGAGAGAAAAUGUAUAAAUAUAAAGAAUGUGGCAAAGCCUUUUACUACAAGUCAAGCCUCACUACACAUCACAGAAUUCAUACUGGAGAGAAACCUUACAAAUGUAAAGAAUGUGGCAAGUCCUUUAACCAGCGCUCAUACCUUACUCAACAUCACAUAAUGCAUAUUGGAGAGAAAACUUACAAAUGUAUAGAAUAUGGCAAGGCCUUUAAGCAGAAUUCAUAGUGGGGCUUGUCUUACAAAUUUGAAGACUGUGAGAGAAUUUGGAAGGACCGUUGAGCCCUAACUCCACAUCAGCAUCAUAGAGUUCAUACUGAGGAAAAAUACUACAAAUGAAAGAAUGUGACAGACCCCUAGCUGGAAGUCAUAAGUUGCUGAAUCUCAUCGUUAAUCCUACAGGAGCAAAACUGUAACACGUCAAGAAAGCGGCAAAGUCUUUACGUGGAAUUCAAUCUUUAUUUGGUAUCAAAAAUGCAGUCUUGGUUCAAGAUGCACAAUGAUACUGAGUGAGGAAAGACGUCUUAUUUUAGAAAUCAUCAUCAGAGAGUUCAGAGAAGAAAAGUAACUUGAAGGAUAGAACUAUGUAGAAACAUAGAAAUGUAUUUAAUUGAACAUCAAAUGUCCAAUAUAUGUCACAGAAUUCAUGGUAGAAAGCAGUACGUGAGUUACUCACUUCACAUAUCACCUCAGAAGGAAUAAUACAAGGUUAGUCAGUUAGAUAAUGUGUAUGCUAUUCUGCUUCAAAAGAUGGAAGGGAGGGAUAUUUGUAUGGGUGUAAUUUCAGUGUGCAUGCGUUUCCAUUGACUGUAUAAGAGAUUUGUUAUUUGGGAAUAUCACUGUGUUUCUACUCUCUCAACUCCAGAAAAUUCCCUAAUUCCUGGUGUGUGUGUGAAACUACAUAGGUGAUUGUUGGGUCAAGGAUAAGAGAUGCCCUUCUUCCUUAGGUGGGAUCCAUGCACAUCUCUUGCAUGGAAGAUGAAGGACAAUACAACAUACAGUAUAUGAAAGAAAUCGAAAUGGAUAUUCUAUUUGUGGUUCUAACAUUGAAUAGGUCAUCAUGAAGUGGGUGUUCCCAACAUCAUUCUCCGUUUAUUAGAACAAAACAGUUUGUGACUAUUACAAAUUAAAUGACUUACUAAUUGCUCCUUAGGGAAAAGAGAUGGCAGUCCAGCCAACUGUGAUUUAUGUCCAUAAUAGUAAUCAUGGGAAAGUAUGAAUUGAUGUUGUGGAAAAUAAGAAAUCAUCAUAGAUAUCCGAGAAUAGCUCUCUCUUCUGUAAAAUGAGAUACUGUUGUACAGCCACUUUUUAAAAGAGAUGCCGGAGUUGUGAACGUGUUUCAGUAUGCAAAAGUAAGCUGGUAAGAAGUUAAAAUAGACCCCUAGAUGAUGUCUUCUUUAAGCCUCAUGGUACUCAGAAAAUGGAAAAUGUAGUAGUAGAUACAGAAUGGGGAGGGAGAAAAUCAUCUAAGUAUACCCUUUCAGAAAAUCAUUAAAUCGCAGAUAGCCAAUGAAUAAGAAAGAGUCAAGUAAUUCUAAACAGCCAGAAAACAAAGGAAUGACAGCAGUAGCUUCAUACUUGUUUUGUUCCUUGCUUUACCUAUAAAGGGACUAAGUUCCCUAAGCCAAAGAUACAGAUUGCCUGAAUGGAAAGAAAUACAAGACCCAACGGUAUACAGUUAUCAAGAGACUCAUGUCAUUUUUUUAAAACUAUUUUUUUUCAUUGACAAAGAGAGCAGAGAAAAUGCUAGAGCCUGAGAGGGGACAGGGUCAGUGGGAGUAACAGACUCUCUGAUGAGCUUGGAGGCUGAUAUGGGACUCAAUCCGGGGACUCCUGGAUCAUGACCUGAGCCGAAGGCAGACACUUAAUCGACUAAGGCACCCAGGCGCCCUCACUUCAGCUGUAAGAACACAGACUGAAAGUGCAGGUGUGGAGAAUGAUAUUCUAUGCAAAGGGAAUCCAAAAGGAAGCAGGAUAGUCACGCUUCCAUCAGUCAACGUAAACGUUAACCAGAGAGAGUAAUAGAACAUGGCAAAGGUCAUUGUAAAAUAAGGGGCUGACUUUGUGCCGUGUUUUUAAUUGUAUGGUUUUGGCAGAAUGUCAAGAAGGAUUUUCGCCCAUUUUGGUAUUGGAAGUACAGGAUUAGGAGGAGGAUGUCACUCGGGGAACUUACCAUGUUCAGUAUAACACCAAUGUCCUUUAAUCUUGGUGGUGACAGUCCACUUAGCUCAAAACGACUCGUUACUUUGAGAACCACUCUCUGUCUUUCUAGGGUUAGGAAAAAACAGCAGUGGACAACAACUUGAGAGAGACCUAUUGCUUUCAGAUUCUGACGUGUGUGGAAAAACAGGUGCAGUGAAAAUCUUGGCUAUUGACUGUACCAAGUAGCCAGUAGUUUCUCAGACAUACUCGUCCAGGCUCAUAAAUGUGUCCGACAGUAUUCGGUUGUCUACCGUCUUGCUAUGAAACAUUGCAUAGUGAUGCAGUGGGAGCAGGUGAAGCCACAGGGUUUAACGGAGUGCACAGAGUGUGGUGUUUGGGGAAACAGCCACAGGGGAAGAGGACAGAACUUGUGUUAGUUUUCUAGGGCUGCUGGAACAAAUUAGCACAACUGGGGGGCUAAACAAGCCCCCAAAUUCUGGUUCUCACUUCUGGAAGUUCUUAGGUGGCUGAAGUCAAGCUGUUGGCAGAGCCACACUUUAUCUCUGCAAUGGAGUCUUUCCUCUUUGUGACUUCUGGGGACUGUCAGCUCUCCUUGAUCUUCCUGGGCUGGUAGAUGGAUCUCUGUCUCUGGCUUCGUCACCACACAGUGUUGUGUGUGUGUCUAAAUUCCCUCGUCUCAUUAGGACUGCAGUCAUUGAAUUCGGGUUUACCUGACCCAGUAUGACCUCAUUUUAGCUUGACUGCAU
Ailuropoda melanoleuca (giant panda) is the source of this 5939-nucleotide messenger RNA. RefSeq names its product zinc finger protein 420. The record is from RefSeq and is a predicted model, not a curated record. Gene Ontology annotation, biological process: regulation of transcription by RNA polymerase II. Gene Ontology annotation, cellular component: nucleus. Lineage: Eukaryota; Metazoa; Chordata; Mammalia; Carnivora; Ursidae. Gene Ontology annotation, molecular function: DNA-binding transcription factor activity, RNA polymerase II-specific; RNA polymerase II transcription regulatory region sequence-specific DNA binding.